Molecule: messenger RNA, 926 nt
Organism: Mycetomoellerius zeteki
Lineage: Eukaryota; Metazoa; Arthropoda; Insecta; Hymenoptera; Formicidae
Product: zinc finger MYM-type protein 1-like
Exons: 1
Molecular function (GO): protein dimerization activity
Source: RefSeq, a predicted model, not a curated record
UUGAGAUUCACGAUGCUCUCAUAACACUUAGUGAAAAUGUUUCAUCAGAUGCUGCUAUUAGACAUGAGGCUCAAACAUUAGCAACACAAAUAUGUGACUUCGAGUUCAUAGUCACUCUCGUAAUUUGCUACGACAUUUUACAUCAAGUGAAUAUUGUGAGCAAAAGUAUGCAAUCUAUUAAUAUGGACUUAAACUCUGCUGUAACACUAUUAGAUUCGUGUAUUAAUUAUAUUCGAAAGUAUCGAGUUUCUGGAUUCGAAAGAACAUUAGUAGAUGCUAAACAACUAGCUGAAAACCUUGACGUAGAUGCUGUUUUUGUAGAUAAAAGAGUUCGAAGAAAAAAGCGUGCAAUUAUGUACGAGACACCAGAUGAGAUAAUGACUGAUCCACAUGAACGUUUUAAAAUAUGCGUUUUUAAUGUAAUAUUGGAUAAAGCAGAUGUUUCGUUAAACGAACGAUUUAAACAGCUAAAAUUUUUCGAAGAAACUUGGGGGUUUUUAUUUAAAUUAAAAGAUUUGCCGAUAGUCAGUGAGUUGGAGAAAUUGUGUCAAAAUUUGGAAACACAGUUAAGCGAUGAUACAGACCAAGAUAUAAACGGUAAGGAGUUAUGUGUGGAACUACAGUCGGUAAGUUCCUUAUUUCCCAAAGACGUGAAUACUCCACUGGAAACAUUAAAUUUCAUUCGUAAAAAUAAUCUGGAAAAUACACUACCGAAUGUAUGGAUAGCAUUGAGGAUUUUACUGACAAUUCCUAUAACAGUUGCUAGUGGGGAACGUAGCUUCAGUAAAUUAAAACUCAUAAAAACAUAUUUACGAUCUUCCAUGACUCAGGAACGAUUGAAUUCAUUGGCAUUAUUAUCAAUCGAAAAUGAAUUGAUAAGCGAAGUAGAUAUUAGUAAUAAAGUGAAGGAAUUCGCUGACAUGAAG